AUGUCGGAAUUAACAUCAUCGGAUGAAAAUCGGUUAAACAAAUUUUCGAACCAAAAUUUGCCGGCCACUGUAGAUAAUCCGGGGGUGACGAAUCUUACCAGACACCUUAUAGACGUGAAUAACCAUCCGCCUAUCAAACAAAGGUGUUAUCUUGUGUCACCUAAAGUACAAGAGGUGAUUCGGGAUAAGGUGGAUAAAAUGUUGCAUGCCGGAAUUAUUGAUCCAUCAUUUAGCGAAUGGUCAAAUUCAAUAGUCAUGGUGAAAAAGCCAAACGCGUACCCGGAAAAGGCUUGUACCACUUCACGCCAAUGGCGUACGGACUUGCCAACUUUCCAACGUUUAUUGGAUAAGUUGAUUGGUCCCGAGAUGGAACCUCAUGCGUUCGCAUACUUAGACGACAUUGUGGUAGUAACGGCCACAUUCGAGGAACAUCUCCAAUGGUUAGAGAGGGUAUUAGGAAAAAUUGCUGCCGCUGGACUCACCGUUAAUCCGGAAAAAUGCGAGUUUUGCAAAUCACAAAUCCGUUAUCUAGGUUUUGUGGUACAGAAAAAAGGUCUCACAAUUGAUCCCGAAAAAACUGACGCAAGUUCAGUUGGAUUAGAUGCCGUUUUGACGCAGAAUGUAGGAAAUACGGAACAGAUUAUCGCGUUUGCUAGUUGUUCUCUUAGUGAUGCCAAAAAGAAAUAUUCAGUGACGGAGCAGGAGUGUCUUGCCGUUGUGUGGGCCAUAUAA
Molecule: messenger RNA, 732 nt
Organism: Pseudomyrmex gracilis
Lineage: Eukaryota; Metazoa; Arthropoda; Insecta; Hymenoptera; Formicidae
Exons: 3
Coding region: 1-732 (243 amino acids)
Source: RefSeq, a predicted model, not a curated record